Molecule: messenger RNA, 1828 nt
Organism: Limulus polyphemus (Atlantic horseshoe crab)
Lineage: Eukaryota; Metazoa; Arthropoda; Merostomata; Xiphosura; Limulidae
Product: protein singed-like
Exons: 5
Coding region: 94-1596 (500 amino acids)
Biological process (GO): establishment or maintenance of cell polarity; actin filament bundle assembly; cell migration
Cellular component (GO): actin cytoskeleton; cytoplasm
Molecular function (GO): actin filament binding; protein-macromolecule adaptor activity
Source: RefSeq, a predicted model, not a curated record
GAGAGCAGAAACUUAGUGAGCGUUAUAAAGUCACGUGAUCUCGUGCUCUUCAGUGUCUCACAAACUCGCUAACAGACAGUUGUAACAAUCAGCAUGAUGAACAGGAAUGGACAUAGAACCGAUGAUGACCAGGUUCUGCCUUGGACGAUAGGCUUGGUCAACAGCCAGUUUCGCUAUUUGACUGCAGAGAAUUUCGGCUGUAAGAUAAAUGCAAACGGGAUUGGUUUGAAAAAGAAACAGACAUGGAACCUGGAGUGGAUGGAAGACGGAGAGGCGGUGUCCCUCAGAAGUCACCAGGGCAAGUAUCUUGCAGUGGACCAGUUUGGCAAUGUCACCUGUGAAAUUGAAGACAAAGGAGCCGAAGCCACAUUCCAGAUCUUUGUGGCAGAUGACAGAGAUGGGAAGUGGGCUUUGCAAAGUCUGGUAAGAGGUUAUUUCUUGGGAGCCAGUAAGGACAAAGUGGUAUGUACAGCCAAAAUACCAGGUCCCGCUGAAUUGUGGGAUGUUCAUCUUGCUACCCGUCCGCAGGUCCUGCUGCGGUCCUUUGGUCGCCGUCGCUUUGCUCGGCUUUUGUCAAACAUGAAUGAAAUACGCUUUGAUGCUAACAUCCCGUGGGGUGAAGACACAUUAUUCACAUUGAUCUAUGAUAGUGGUAAGUACAGUCUUCACACUGGAGAUGGCCGAUGUCUGCAUGCCGAUGGGAAGUUAGUUGACAAAGUUGGACAAGACUGCAGAUUCACUUUAGAGUUUCAUAACAAAUACCUAGCAUUAAAGGCUGCAGAUGGGCGAUACCUUGCACCUGUAGGAAGUAAAGCCAUUCUCAGGACCCGGACACAUUCAAUCUCCAAGGACGAGCUAUUCACUCUGGAGGUGUCUCAACCGCAAGUAGCUUUUGCAGGAGUCAGUGGAAAGAUGGUUUCUGUACGACAAGGAGUCGAUGUAACCGCAAACCAGGAUGAAAUCUGUGAUCACGAAACCUUUCAACUGGAGAUUGAUAACUCCUCCAAGCGGUGGUACGUUCGGACAAUAGAGAACAGAUACUGGUGUUUGGGAAGUAAUGGUGGGAUCCAGGCAACUGACUGUAAUAGGAUCCCCAGUUCAUCCUUUGACCUUGUAUGGAAUCAGAAUGGAAGCGUUUCUUUUCUGGCCUAUAAUGGUAGAUUUGUAGCGGCGAAGAAAAAUGGACAACUGUUUGUCAAUAGUGACCGAGUGGAAAAGAUGGAAAAUUUUUACUUGUUCCUGGUAAACCGUUCACGCAUUGUCAUUAGAUGCGACCAAGGGUUUGUGGGCUACAAAAGUGCUACUUCUCAGAAGCUGGAAUGUAAUAAAUCAGAAUACGAAACAAUUGUAAUAGAAAAAGGGAAAGAGCCAGGAAUUUAUUACUUACAAGAUGGCAAAAGCAAGAAAUACUGGAGAGUGUUUGAAGAUGAGAUUGUUGUUGAUUCGGAUGUUCCUCAAGGUUUUUAUUUAGAGAUCAGAGAACCGUCAAAAUUGAGCCUGAAGACUUCUAGCGGAAAUUACUUAGUAGCAAAGAAAAACGGAAUCCUCAAAGUCGGCGACAAUAACCCUGAAAGUGCCACUUUGUGGGAGUUUUAAACAUCGUUGAUAGAACAGUUAUGCAUAUUAAGAAAAAAUUAUUAUCACUAUUAUUAUUUUACUGUGAAGAAUUUUGUGAAUUCUUGCACGACUAGAACUAAAUACGUUAUACUUCUUUGACACUUUCAUCAUAAGCUUAUUAAAGGACUUGUAGUAAUGUUUGUUAAGAAAAUAACACUAGAAAAGUGUCUUGUUGCAUUCUUUUUUUUUUUGCUUCUAGAAAAUAUUUUUA